This is a messenger RNA of Suillus paluster, 1134 nucleotides long. Its product is annotated as Ribokinase-like protein. Gene Ontology annotation, cellular component: cytosol. Gene Ontology annotation, biological process: pyridoxal 5'-phosphate salvage. Lineage: Eukaryota; Fungi; Basidiomycota; Agaricomycetes; Boletales; Suillaceae. The record is from RefSeq and is a predicted model, not a curated record. The coding region runs from base 1 to 1134 and encodes 377 amino acids. Gene Ontology annotation, molecular function: pyridoxal kinase activity. The transcript is spliced from 6 exons.
AUGGCUAUACAAUCGACGCCAGAGAUCAAUGGCACGACUAGCGAACCCGCAGUCGAACCCGCAGUCGAUACCGACAGGAUAUUGAGCAUCCAGUCGCACGUCGCAUACGGAUACGUGGGCGGGAAGGCUGCUGUAUUCCCCCUCCAAUGCAUAGGCUAUGACGUUGAUGUAGUCAAUACCGUGAAUUUUUCAAAUCACACCGGUUAUGGACGCUUCGGUGGAACCAAAGCAUCUGCAGAAGAACUCACAUUGAUCUUUAAGACGAUGGAUGGGGCUGGAUUGCUGUCUCCCCGCAGACUCCUCACAGGUUAUAUACCAAAUGCCGCGGCUUUGGAAGUCGUAAAGGAACUUGCGCAAAAGCUUGAGUCACAUAACCCGCACCUUAUAUACCUCAUGGAUCCCGUACUCGGUGACUCGGGCAAGCUCUAUGUAUCACAAGAUGUAAUACCCAUAUACAAGGAGAUGUUUUCUUUUGCGACGAUCAUCACUCCUAACUGGUUUGAAGUAGAGACUCUUACCGGAGUACCACUCCGUUCCCUAAGCGCUCUCCAGAAUGCACUAUCCAUCCUGCACAAACGUGUCCCACACGUCGUCAUCUCCUCUAUACCCCUACAACCAUGGUUGUCCUUGGUCCUCCCCAAGACCAUACAACCUCCAGCCUCCAUAGACGACCAACAAGACUAUCUCCUCUGCAUCUCCUCAUCCCGCACUCUCGGAACAACCACCCAUUCCACAGUACACGCUAGACUCGUCCCACUGAUCCCAGGAUACUUUUCCGGAGUCGGCGACCUUUUCUCCGCGUUGACCCUCGGGCACUUCAACCCGUCCUCCACGCCUUCAGAUAGCAAACUUCAUUUGGCGACACAGACGCCGUUGUCAUUCGCCGUUGCUGCUGCUUUGCACAAGACAUAUUCGAUCCUUGAGUUCACCAACGCUUUUGCAGUGCGACUUCCUGCUGAAGACCGCACGGCUACUGAUGACGAGCUUGACGCAGCUGAGCCUGUGAGAAAGCUUAGACGAAUGAGGGGCAGAGAGCUUAGACUUGUGCAAGGGCAGCACAUAUUGCGGGAGGAGUGGAGGGAGGGGCAGGGCAAAGAUCUGCAAUUCUGGGAUGGUUUCUGGGACUCUUGUUAA